CAGUCAGGUGCGGUCCGGUGACGCUGUCAACUCCCGGUCAUGUGCUAAAACUGCUCUAGUCAGGUGGUGGGUGAGUCGCCGGUGACGUAUUCCGGAAGCUUUCUGCUGCACGCGGAAGUGAGAGAGAACCGGAGGGUGUUGUUGGACGCUUCCUUACCCGGGUUCUGUGAAGUGGGGGGAUUCUUAGGGGAGACGUCACACGACACCGGAAGUAGAGAUGGCAGGGAACGGGAACAACCUACAGAAAGCUAUUGACCUCGCCAGCAAAGCCUCUCAGGAAGACAAAGCAAAGAACUACGAGGAGGCCCUUCGUUUAUAUCAGUGUGCUGUACAGUAUUUUUUGCAUGUGGUGAAAUAUGACGCUCAGGGUGACAAAGCAAAGCAGAGUAUUCGAGCAAAGUGUAUAGAGUACCUUGACAGAGCAGAACAGCUUAAAGAAUAUUUAAAGAAAAAGGAGAAAACCCCAGCAAAACCUGUAAAGGAAGGAGCCCCUCGAGCUGCCGAAGAUAAAGGAAAUGAAAGUGAUGAUGGGGAGUCAGAAGACCCAGAAAAAAAGAAGAUGCAAAGCCAGCUUCAAGGUGCCAUUGUCAUGGAAAAACCAAAUGUAAAAUGGAGUGAUGUUGCUGGCCUGGAAGGGGCCAAAGAGGCACUGAAAGAAGCUGUGAUUUUACCAAUUAAAUUUCCUCAUCUCUUUACAGGUAAAAGAACCCCCUGGCGAGGGAUCCUACUUUUUGGACCUCCAGGAACAGGGAAGUCCUAUUUAGCCAAGGCUGUAGCUACAGAAGCAAACAACUCCACCUUCUUCUCUAUUUCGUCUUCAGACCUUGUGUCAAAGUGGCUGGGAGAAAGUGAAAAGUUGGUGAAGAAUUUAUUUCAGCUUGCCAGGGAACAUAAGCCCUCAAUCAUCUUUAUUGAUGAGAUUGAUUCACUGUGCGGGUCAAGAAGUGAGAAUGAAAGUGAGGCUGCUCGCAGAAUUAAAACGGAGUUCCUGGUACAAAUGCAAGGUGUUGGAGUUGACAAUGAAGGCAUCUUGGUUCUUGGAGCGACAAAUAUACCAUGGGUAUUAGACUCUGCAAUCCGGAGGCGAUUUGAAAAGCGAAUUUACAUUCCUCUUCCAGAAGCACACGCCCGAACAGAUAUGUUUAAACUUCAUCUUGGAACUACAGCUCACAACCUCACAGAUGCAGAUUUUCGAGACCUGGGGAAUAAAACAAAUGGUUACUCUGGUGCUGAUAUCAGCGUAAUUGUGCGAGACGCCUUAAUGCAGCCUGUCAGGAAAGUUCAGUCUGCAACGCACUUUAAAAAGGUACGAGCGAAAUCUCCUCUGAGUCCAAAUGAGAUCUGUGAUGAUAUGCUUACUCCCUGUUCUCCUGGAGAUCCGAAUGCCGUUGAAAUGACAUGGGUGGAUGUACCUGGAGAUAAGUUAUUGGAACCUAUCGUAGGCGCACCUGAUAUGCAUAGAUCAUUGGCUAGCACCAAGCCUACUGUGAACGAUCAGGAUCUGGAGAAAUUAAAGAAAUUCACAGAAGACUUUGGACAAGAAGGAUAAAUGGGCAUGCAAACAGAAACAAGGUCAUUUUUUGAAGCCUUUUUUUUCCUUAUAUUUUCUUGCAACAAUAUAUAUGGCAUACCAAAUAUUUGCCUGUAAAACUGAUUCUUCAAGUCGCGUGGACGUGAUUUUCAAUCCUACCAAUAACUUUCUGAGCUGUAUAAUAUACCAGAAUCUGCUGUAAAGUCUGUAUUAAAAAAAAAAAAAAAAAUCCUGUAAUGGCUUAGAGAUCAACAUAGACACUACUAUGCGUCAAGAAGAAGCCUGUGGGACCACUGAGCAAGCAUCCAAGGCCAUAUUAUUUGUACUAGUAUGUGUAAAAUGAUACAAGAACUUUAUUGCUUGACCAUGAGUUCAAAUUAUUAGCACUUCUAAAAUGUAUGUUCAUAAAGAAGAAAGUUUUGCUUUGAAAUAAAGUCAGGCAAUUCAUAAAUAUGUGCAAUCAGUCCUUUAGCCCACCACUGAAGGACACUAGGUAAAAUUAUUCAAUUAAAAACUAGUUUUAAUAAAAUAUUUCUAAAGCCUACAGGAUUAAUGUAACUUUUUCCCUUUUUUCAGUUUUCGUUUUCAGCAAAAGUAUAAGAUAAUACGGAUGUACACCUUUUUUAUGUGGUGGUGUGUUAUUAUUUUUAUUUUAUUUUUUCCUUCUUCAUUUUUUGUUUUGUUCUAGAAAAAUGUAACUGUUUAGAUUAUUAUGCAACAUAUUCUGUAUAUAUCUAUUUUUUUACAUUUCCAGGUGCAUAGAUUUGUCAAUCGCAUGCCAAAUUAUUACAGCAGGACUAAAAGGAAUUUAUUGCAAGCAUGUACUUUAUCUUCCAAGUCCAAAUUUCAGACUUUAAUAACAAAACAGUCGCAAUCCUGUUACAGCCCAGAGGAUUCUAAUGUCCUGGGAACAAAAAUUUCCCUUUCUUCACAGAUGCCUUGGUUAAAUGAGAGCAAAAAUACAUACUGUAUAUCUGUGACCUCGGAGUAUAGCUGAAUGUAUUUUGCUACAACCUUUACAGGUUUGACCCAAGUAGUGCCUUGUAAGGUAGGCUGUUUAGAUUUAGUUUUUGUUUAGAAGUCAGUACAAUCCAUGGGGCUAGAUUGUUUUAGCCAUAUGUAUGUAGUAAUUCCAUCAAGCUCGCUGUUUAUGGAUUUUUCCAUUUCUGCAGUUAUUCCUAAUGACAUUCUUGUCAAUGGUUUGGUUUUGGGCUUAUGUACUGUAUGUGUGAAAUCAUAGAACUGUUAAAUCAUCUGUUUACUUCAAUAAACUUCUAUUCACUACAAGUAAAA
Rana temporaria (common frog) is the source of this 2824-nucleotide messenger RNA. RefSeq names its product vacuolar protein sorting 4 homolog B (gene VPS4B). The record is from RefSeq and is a predicted model, not a curated record. Bases 218 to 1549 code for a protein of 443 amino acids. Gene Ontology annotation, molecular function: ATP hydrolysis activity; ATP binding. The transcript is spliced from 11 exons. Gene Ontology annotation, biological process: endosomal transport; vacuole organization. NCBI's taxonomy places the organism in Eukaryota, Metazoa, Chordata, Amphibia, Anura, Ranidae.